CGCUCCGGCGAGCCUGCACGAAAUCCUACCCGGGGUUCGAUCUGAUCCCGCGAAACCACGGCACCACCAUCCAAACCCUCGGCGCAGACCCGCCGCGUGCUCGAUGCCAUGUCGGAGACCACGGACAAGUUGCAGAACUUGCUCGAGUCCGUCAUCCGCCGUCUCGACGCAAAUCAGAAGACCGCCGACGAAUGCCACCAGGCGCAGGUCACCUACAACGACCAAGUCUCCGCCGAGGUCAAGCUCCUGUCCAAGCAGAUCGACCUCACGCAAGCCGAUGUGGACGAGGCCCGCAAGGCUACGCCGAUCGUGGAUCCCGCGGCGACCGUCUCCGGCGCCGCAUCUCCAUCGGGCGUCACGGCCACCGCGGACUCCUCCGCGCACCCCCCACCACCACCACCGAGUCGCCCUCCGCCACUGCCCCUCUACACCGACGGUGCAACACAGCUUCCGUUCGCCCGCCUCGUCAACCACGGUCCGCCGCUGCUCAACGCGCGGUCACCGUCGUCCUCGGAGCUCGACCGCCACGACGACCACUACAUCAAGCCGCCCAAGCACGAUUUCCCGCGGUUCGACAGCGACGCCCCGCGCAUCUGGCUGGACCGCUACACAACCUCCUUCGAGCUGUACCGCGUGCCACAACACAACUAGGUCA
Messenger RNA from Triticum urartu, 655 nucleotides. The record is from RefSeq and is a predicted model, not a curated record. Lineage: Eukaryota; Viridiplantae; Streptophyta; Magnoliopsida; Poales; Poaceae.